CUCUGUGCCGUUCACAAAACCGCCUCUUCGUGAUUUUCCACACACAGGUCUCCAUUUCUACCCAAUUACUUUCCGUCAACCAUCUCGUGAAUAUACAUGAGAACGUUGUGCUUAUGGUAUCCUUUGACAUUUAGUUACUGGAAGCGGACUUAGUUGGAGUCGCUUGACCAUGACGACCAUGACUCGCGCUAAAGGCUUCCUCGAGUCGCUCGCAGUGCUUUUGUUGGGGAUAUGUCUUAUCACAUCGGCUCAGAAGUACGUGGGUCCAGCUGGACCACCAGGCCCUGCCGGUGUUCCAGGAAUUGAUGGAAUUGCUGGGGAAAGAGGUGAAGAUGGAGACGAUGGUUCUGCAGGUCUUGAUGGUGAUCCUGGGAAACCUGGUUCUGCCGGACUUCCUGGAUUGCCUGGAAAUGAUGGUUUGACUGGUCCCACAGGAGACGCAGGCCAAGGUGGCCCCACUGGACAAAAGGGAGAGCCAGGGAAACCUGGACCUCGGGGAGAAGCUGGUAUUGGGCCUGAUGGACCCCUGGGACCACCAGGGCCGGGUGGACUUCCAGGUGACCUUGGUAAAGUUGGCCCUCCUGGGGCCAUGGGUGUCAGAGGGCCAGAAGGACCCCGUGGACCAUCAGGACCUCGUGGUGCUGCAGGAAUACAGGGCGGGACAAUGGAACUGUGCCCCAAUGUAUGUCCACCUGGCACACCUGGCUACCCUGGGCUACCUGGCAUGAAAGGCCAUAAAGGUGUGAAGGGAGAGGCUGGAGAACCUGGUAAACAGGGACACAUGGGAGAAGUGGGAGACCAGGGUGCCCCUGGAGAGGUUGGAUCCUACGGCCCAAUAGGUCCACAGGGAAAUCGAGGCGCUACAGGAAUUAUGGGUCCCAAAGGAGAGAUGGGACCUCGGGGCAAUGACGGGGAUCCAGGUCCUCAGGGGGUUGUAGGUGCCAAUGGUGAUCAUGGCCAGAGGGGGUUAAUGGGAGAGUCUGGUCCUAGGGGAGAACAAGGACCCCAGGGACAAAGAGGCAUCACUGGUCUUCCAGGGCCAAAGGGUGAGAGUGGUUUACCUGGUGUAGAUGGGCGUGAUGGAAUUCCUGGAUUACCUGGAGUUAAGGGCAGCCCCGGGAAACCUGGAAACCCUGGAGAGAUUGGACUACAAGGACUACCUGGCUUACCUGGUGUUACCGGAUCAAAGGGAGCUGCUGGUGAAAAGGGCAAUGCUGGACAGCCAGGCCUUAUUGGAACUAUGGGAUCUGCAGGAAAGCCUGGAGAACGUGGAGAACAGGGAGAAGUUGGACCAGUUGGCCCUAUUGGUGGACCGGGAGAUAGAGGCGAGCCAGGGCCACCUGGACCUAUGGGGAACCCAGGAACCAGAGGCUCUAAAGGUGAUCUUGGUCUGCCUGGACUUCCUGGAUCCCCAGGCACACCCGGAGAGAAAGGAGGCAGGGGGGACCCUGGUGAAUUCGGAUCUAAAGGAAAGCAGGGAGAGCAAGGUGCAGAGGGAACCCCUGGAGACAAAGGAGAUGUUGGGGAGCCUGGAGAGCCUGGACCUAAGGGAGCAACUGGUAAUCCAGGAGAACCAGGGAACAGAGGCCCUGAGGGUGGCCGUGGGCAGCCUGGCAUCGAGGGACCCCCUGGUAGUCCUGGACCCCGUGGUGUACAGGGGAACAGAGGAGCUCCAGGUCCUCGUGGUUCUCAGGGCCCAGCAGGGAAAGGACCAGGUGAUCAGCACAUCAAGCAAGUUUGUAUGCGAGUAAUGCAGGAGCAACUGGCUCAGCUAGCUGCCAGUCUGAGGAGGCCUGAGUCUGGUGCUAUUGGUCUACCUGGCAGACCUGGGCCCCCUGGUCCUCCGGGUCCCCCAGGAGACAGUGGUUUCCCUGGACAAGCUGGUGCAAGAGGACUCCCUGGUCUCAAAGGACCACCUGGAACAAUGGGUCUCAAAGGGCCUAAAGGUGAAAUUGGAGACAGAGGAGAUAGAGGACAAACAGUACGAGGUCCUAAAGGGUUGCCAGGACCACCUGGCCUGCCAGGUGAGCCUGGUAAGCCAGGUUAUGGUCAAGAUGGUCAUGAUGGAGGAAGUGGUUUACCAGGUCUUCCUGGACAGCCUGGUGUUCCUGGACCUCCUGGCCCUGCUGGACCUCCUGGUUACUGUGACCCAUCAGCAUGCAACUUGAGCAUGAGUACGGCUUCCCAGUCUCUCACAAACUAUGACCUUAAAGGUCCGGCUGGUUACUGAGUUUCUUCUGGACACAAAAGACUGAGACAGAAUGUUGUGUGUAGAUCACUGCAAUAGCACCAAAGGUCAUGCUAACGUGGUAAAGUAAGAACAUUCUUUUCCAACCAGCAGAUCCUAACAACAUCUGUAAUAAAUCAAAAAUUUUCAAAUUUUCAAAUAGAGCAUUGUUUUGAAAGUGCCCCAUAACAUACAAUUUUAAAUAAUUGAAAUUAAGUGUGUUGAAUAAUAAAUUGGUAAUUUAUUAUUUAAUUUUUUUUUUUUUAUUUAUGUGUGGUCUAUUACAAAAGGGCAAUGGGGCUUGGUGACUUGUUUGAACCUCAGACUGGCUCUGGCUGCGGCCCAUUUUGAAGUGAUCAGGUCUGAAGUAGCAAUAAACAACAUGGAGCCCAUUAGAGAGCUUACUUGCCACAGCACUACUUUUGGCUGUUUUAUUCUGUUUAUGAUUCAGUUUAUGUUGGUUUAAAAGGGUCCUUUUAAACCAUCACCUUUAAAAGGUUAAAACAAGCUUACAAAUGACAGCUAUAGGUUUUUUGCUCCAAAGUAUGGUGUGUAGGCAUCAACACUUCAGAAUGGACUAUACUGAAUCCAAAGCAAAAUGUAUUUGUUCACCAAAAUCAGAGAAUUGUUGACAGAUUGAUAAGUUCAGUUCAUAAUUUUUACUACUUUAUCUACUGAAAUUGCAUGUUGCUACUGUAAAACUAAGUGAUUUAACAGCAGCCAAAUGUGUCACAAUAUAUUAUAACAAUCAUUAACAUUAGCAACUUUACCUAGCAAGCUAGCUUAGCAUGAAAGUUCAGUAUCUUUCAGUAUGAACGUUUCUGUUUACAACAAUAGUCUUUAUUAAUUUGCAUACUGGACCAUGAGAGGCUCAAGCAGUUGAGCCCAUUUUGUGAGAUUAUAAUGUGUGUGUACACAUAGGCCUUCCUGAAUCAGUUCUUUUAAGGAAGUACUGAGAAAGUUUUAAAUGGAAAAAUGUGAAUUUAUCACUGUGGUAACAAAACUGACCAAAGACUAGUCUGUAUAAUGAGAAUAAGCCAUCCAAGAUGAGUUGAUUGUAAUUACAUUUUGAAUGCAUAUCAAUAUUUUAUUUUGUAUUUUAUAUGUUAUUUUGUAAAAUAUGAUUAGGCAAGAACCCAUGAUAGUUAUAUAUGAUGCUUCUAAAGCUAUGAUAUUUAACACCAGUAAACUGAAUUAUCAGUUAAAACAAGGUGACCUACUAUCAGGGUUGCCUUUCCAUCUGAGUGCUCUUUCAUUUAAUGUCUAUAGAGAUUUACAGAAACUGUUUUUGACAUAAAAUGGGAGUGACAAUUUUAGAAGAAAAUAUAGUGUAAAUUUUUGUUUUGAGCUGCACAGAGUAGGGACUGUUUUUCCUCUUUCUGCUGCAUGGUUGUAAAGAAAUACACAUUUAUACAAUU
Molecule: messenger RNA, 3645 nt
Organism: Pangasianodon hypophthalmus (striped catfish)
Lineage: Eukaryota; Metazoa; Chordata; Actinopteri; Siluriformes; Pangasiidae
Gene: col9a1b
Product: collagen, type IX, alpha 1b
Exons: 32
Coding region: 170-2230 (686 amino acids)
Source: RefSeq, a predicted model, not a curated record